Molecule: messenger RNA, 1072 nt
Organism: Phymastichus coffea
Lineage: Eukaryota; Metazoa; Arthropoda; Insecta; Hymenoptera; Eulophidae
Product: oligoribonuclease
Exons: 5
Coding region: 361-1065 (234 amino acids)
Cellular component (GO): mitochondrion
Molecular function (GO): 3'-5'-RNA exonuclease activity; nucleic acid binding
Source: RefSeq, a predicted model, not a curated record
CAUAGAUCGCAGUUGCACAUGCACAUGUAUAUGUACACACAUAUGCAUUUAUAAGUUAAAAAUUAUUGAAAUGGUAAACGAAUACCAAUUAAAUAUCGAUAGAAUAUAGUCAAUAUAAACAAAUAAAAUAGUAAAGUUUGUUAAAAAUGUUUUCCGAUUACAAAUUCAAAGUAUGUCAAAAUUGAGGGUGAAUAGAGUUAAACAUGAACUUUUCUUUCGCGGUCAAACAAGAGCAAGUUAUUAAUGCAAAUACACAAAGAACACGUGUUUACAUGUCUACGAAAGUAUCAAUUUACAUUUGUCUUAUUUCUUAGUUGAUCCUUACGCAAACAAUUUUUGAAUUAAUACACUUCACUCUUGAUGAAUAUGUCAAUUUUGAGAUGUGUUCAUAAUUGUGUGAAAAAGUUUACUCAACCAGCUGUUUCUUAUUACUUCUGCACAAAGGUAAUUACCCAACCCAUUGAAAUAUCAGAUACUGUAAUAUCAUCAGAAUCUGAAGACAUGUCUAACAAUCAAAAUAAAAAUCGAAUUGUUUGGAUUGAUUUGGAGAUGACAGGACUUGAUGUUGAAAAGGAUAGGAUAAUGGAAGUAGCCUGUUUAGUAACUGAUGAAAAUUUACAUAUUGUUAGUGAAGAGUUUUCCACUAUUUUAUAUCAACCAGACAGCAAAUUGAAUGCAAUGAAUGAAUGGUGUACAAACAUGCAUAGCAGUACUGGACUUACUGAAGCUUGUAGAAGAAGUACGGAAGAUGAAAAGUCGGUGGAUAGAAAUUUAUUGAAUUUUAUGAUGAAAUACUUACCAAAAGGAAAGUGUCCAAUGGCUGGUAACUCUGUAUAUAUAGAUCGUUUAUUUCUUCGAAAAUACUUGCCUCUCUCAAAUGAAUACAUGCACUAUAGAAUUAUUGACGUUUCAUCCAUCAAAGAAGUCGUCAAACGCUGGCAGCCUGAAAUUCAUAAAGCAGCUCCGAAAAAAAAGUUAAAUCACAGGGCUUUAGAUGAUAUCAAAGAAAGCAUACAAGAAUUAGAUUACUACAGGAAUCAUGUUUUUAAUGCUAAUCCCCUAUAAUGCUACU